AUGGAAAAUAUUAAUAUUUAAUUAGAAUAUAUUAACUAAUAGAAAUAAUAAAAUUUAUAUUAAGAAAUAAUAGGAAAAUCAUAUGAAAAUAUAAAAAAAAACAUACCUAAAAAAUAUAUAGCAUUUAGAGAAUAUAUAAAUUAAAUGAAAAAAUAAAUGUUAUUAGAAAAACAUCCUCAUUUAAAUGCAAAUUAAUAUUUUUUAAUAUAUAAAUUAGCUAUUGAAACUAAAAUAUAAAGAUUAGUUGAAGUUUCUAUAAAUGCAAUAUGUUUAUUAACUUUAAAUAAUUUUUUAGAUGGAAAUUGUGAAGAUUAUGCAUAUAAUAUUAAUUUAGAAGAUUUUAAAGAAUAAUUAGAGUAAAAUAAAUAAAAUCAAGUAAACAAAAAUAGAACAUUAUUAUAAACUAUAAUUGAAACAAUAAUAUAAACUGUAAGUUCUAAAGAAGAAACUAUAUAAUUAAAUGUAAUUUAAAUUAUUUAAUAAUUAGGAACACAUACAAAAACUGAAUUACAUAAUAAUUAUUUGACUUUAGCAUUAGAAACAUUAAUAUAAAUAUAUUCAAGUAAAAAAAAAAUGAAAUAAAAAGAUAUUUCGCCUAAUAAUAAUACAAAUAGUUAAGAAGAAGUAACUUAAGGAGACUUUAGUGGAUAUUUAGAAGAUUUAAAUUUUUAUAUAAAAUAAUAAAAUUAAUAUUUAAAUAAAAAAUUAACAUACUAAAAUAUAUGUUAUAAUUAGCUUUAGAAUAUAAUAGAUAAUGUUUGUAUUAAAAACAAUGAAAUAAUAAAUGAAAUCUAAUAAAAAGCAGGAAAAUUUGGAUGGUGUUCCUUUUGUAGAAAUACUGCGAAUUUAUUCUGUAAAUAAUUAAAUGUAGGCAUAUGUUCUUAAUAAUGCAAAAAUAACUUAAUCGAAUAAGAAUAGAAAAUAAAUAUAGAGGGAGAUAAUUAUGUUAGAAUAUGUAAAAUAGCUUAUUAAGAUUGUUUAACUAUUUUAAGUUGUUUAUGUUAUAUUUUAACUUCUGAAUAGGAAUAAAUGAUUAAUUUAAUGGGAAACAAUAAUAAAUAUAAAAUAAUUGUAUUGAAAAUUCUUUAUUCCAUUUUCGAUUUAAAAGGAAGCACUUUUUUCGAAAAAUAAUAGGCAAUUUAAAUUAUUAAAAAUAAUUUUUUUAAUGGAAUUCUGAAAUGUUCUUUACAUAAUGAUAGUAAUAUUUUAUAAUAGGCUUUUUCAAUUUUCCUUUUGUUGAUUAUUUAUCAUAAAAAAGAAUUAAAAAACGAAAUUCUUAUUUUUUUAAAUGAAAUUAUCAUUAAAUUACUAUAAAGUACAAAUUCUAGUUCUUCACAUAAGUAUUUGGCUUUAUAAGUUAUUAAUAAUUAUUUUCAAUAAAAUCAAAUUGUUAUAGAUUUUUAUGUAAAUUAUGAUUGCUCACCCAAUUAAGCUUAAUUAACCUAUAAUAUUGUUUAGAUAUUGAGUUUAAUUGCUACUGGAUAUUAUUAAAAUCCUGAAUUUUAAUUAAUGGUAAGUCCUUAAUAAGAAUAAAGUUUGAGUACUUAUGCAAUAGAAACUUUAUUUAUUAAAAUUAAAUCUAUAUAUGAGUAUUAUGAGAACUAUUAAGUUUUGAAUAAAAAUAAUAAUUUGGAUGAUAAUUCUAAUAAUAUACAUAAUACUUAAAUAGAAGAAACGAAAGACAAUAUUUAAAUACCUAAAAUAGAUACAGCUUUAUUAUAAAAUUAAAUUGAUAGACAACAUUAUAUUAAAAUAGAAACUUAAAGAGCAAUUUCUAAAUUUAAUAAAAAACCAAAUACAGGUAUUAAACAUUUAGUAGAAGCUGGCAUUUUAUAAGCAGAUGACGCAAAAGGAAUUGCAAAGUUUUAAAAAGCAUAAAUAGUAGAUAGAAUACUUUAAAAAUUCGGAGAUAAAUUCUAAUCUGAUAAUCCUGAUAUAUUUAGUAGUGCUAGUGGAGCUUAUACAUUAUCUUUUUUAUUAAUUAUGUUAUAAACGGAUUUAUAUAAUCCUUAAGUCAAAGAGAAAAUGAAAUUAGAAGAUUUUAUUAAAAUCGCAAAAGGAAUAGAGGGCGAGAACUUAGAAAAUGAAUAUUUAAGUGAAUUAUAUAAUAGUAUAAAAAAAAGUCCUUUAGCAUUACAUGAGAAGGCUAAAAUAAAGUAGGAUUUAUAAGAAACUCUAUAGACUUCAGUAAGGAAGAAAUAGCAUUUGUUUCUAUAAGAAUCCCUUUAGAUGAUAUAAAAUGGGAAAAAAUUAUUAUAAAAAAAUUAAUCUUAAUAAAAAUUUGUUUAAGCGAAUUCUAUUUAUUAUCUAGCACCUUUAAUAGAGUGUAUUUCUUAAGAAAUACUGAAAAGUUUAAAAUAUGCCUUUUAAAAUUACGAUGAAGAGAAUAACUAUACUAUUUGUGUAGAAAGUUUCUAAUGUAUGAUUUAUUUAUAUGGAUAAUUUAAUAUGGAAUAUGAAAAAGAUUUAUUUUUGGAAGAAAUGUGCAAUCUUUAUAAUUUUAGUCUUUUUUCGUUUAAUAAUUUUUAAAAAAAACACAUUUUUUUAAUCAAUAGUUUGCUUUCUUUUUCUUUGAAAAUAGGAAAUUUUCUUAGAAAAGGAUGGUAUUUCAUACUUAAUUUAACUAGCAAAUUACAUUAGGUAGGGCUUAUUAGAAAUAAAAAAAUCGAAAUAAAAAAAUCUACCUAUAAUUUGGAUGAAAUCUAGAUUAAUUAACAACAAAAUUUAUUUUUUGAUACUGAUAUAAUUGAAAUGAUAUUCAUUAAUAGCUCCCAUUUAGAUGGGGAAUCUAUUUAGGAUUUCGUUAUUGCACUUUGUAGGGUAUCUUAUGAAGAAUUAAUGCAAAAUUCGCAAGUCCCGAUUAUUUUUUCGUUAUAAAAAGUAGUAGAAAUUGCAGAGCUUAAUAUGGGAAGAAUAGUUAUUAUCUGGAAUAGAAUAUGGAUAACCAUUAGAUGCCAUUUUGCGGAAAUCGGGUGCAGUUAAAAUAUUACUAUAGCAAUGAACGCAGUAGAUAAUUUGAAACAACUUUCAUAGAAACUUUUUGGUAAAAAAGAAAGAUUCAAUUUAACUUUUUAGAAAGAUUUUUUAAAGGUUUUUGAAAUAAUUUUUUUAAAAUAAAAUAUAUUUAUUAAAAUUUUCAUUUUGGAUUGUAUAAAAGCUUUUUGUACAAAUUUUUAUCGCAAAAUUAAAUCUGGCUGGAAAAUUAUUUUUAAUAUUAUAAAUUAUGCAAUAUAAGAUAAUAAUACAGAUUUAUCGAAAAAUGCUUUUUAAAUUUUAAAAUUAAUAAUUGAUUAGGAUUUAAAUAUUAUAUAUGAUUUGUAUGCUGAUAUAGUCUAAUGUUUAACAUCUUUAAGUAAAAAUAAGGAAGAAAAAUUUGCUUUUACCUCAAUUUAAUAUGUUGAAUAAUAUAUAAAAUAUAUAUUUGAAAAUGAAAGUACAAAAACAAAAGAUAGUAAUAAAAUAUAAAAAAUAUUAUAUAUAUUUAAAUAAUAUAUAUAUAUAGCCUAUUGGUUUCCAUUAUUAGGAGUAUUAACUAUUUUAUGUGGAGAUUAAAGGCAUAAUAUAUAAGCUAAAGGAAUGGAUAGUUUAUUUAAUAUACUUUCUUUAUAUGGACAUGUUUUUACAAUAGAAUUUUGGCGAAUGAUUUUUUAGGGAGUUUUAAGGCCUUUGUUUGAUGAGAUGUAGUUUACUUUUUAAUAGAUGAUUUUUAAAAAAUAGUCUAAAGAAUUAAUUUGGUUAAAAAAUUCUAUCAAUAAAGCUUAUACAGAUAUAACAAAGUUACUUUUUGAUUAUUAUGAUAAACUAGGAUCUUUAUUGGGUGAAUUUAUAAAGACUUAUGAAAAUUGCAUAAAUAAUACAAAUGAUUAAAUUAUUUAAUUGAGUGUAAAUGCGUCUAAAAAUACGAUUAUGAGUUUAGGAAUAAAGUUUAUUGAUAGUGAUUGGGAUAUUAUUUUGGAUUUUUUCGAUAGGAUAAUUAGAAUAACAACGCCAGUGAAAUUAUAAGAAAUUAAUUUUGAUGAAAAGAGUUAAUAAAUUGUUUAAGAUUUAAAAGGAAAAAGAAGAGAAAGUUUUUUAAAAUUAAAAAAUUAAAAAAUUAGUUUCGAGGUUAUUUAUUCAUAAUCAGAAGCUCAUAUUUUAAUAUUAAAAGUAAUUAAAGAUGUUUUAGAUAAUUUUCAUGAAUAAUUAAAUAUGAAAUAAUUAGAUAAUUUAUAAAAUAUAAUAAAAAAAUCAAAUUCUUUUGCAAUAAAAUUUAAUAAAUAAAUUUUCCUAAGAUAUUGUAUAUGGAAAUUAGAUUUAAUUUAAAUUAUUAAUAAUCAAUAAUAAAAUUAUUAAAAAUUUUAAUAAUAAUAAAUGCAAUUAGAAGAUCAAGAUGAAGAUACAAUUGAAUUUAUUAUCGAGAAUAUAUAAAUAACAGAAAUGUAAAGACAUGUAAGAAAUUAUAGGGCUAUUAUUUACGAAACCGUUCUUCCUAUAUUAGAAUCAAUUAAUUUAAAUUAUAUUGAAAAUAAAACGAAAGAAAUAUAUUGUUUAUUAUUUGAUAUGAUUUAAUAUACUUAAAAUAAAAGUUUUAGUUAAAUUGUAUGUUAUUAGUGUAAAAAUUGUAAUAAAUGUGGAGAUUAAGAAGAGUAUUUAGAUAUUUAAGUUAGAAAAAUUAUGAAAAGCUUUUAUUUAUUUAUUUUUGAAAGUACAGAUAAUGAUAAUAAACAUAUGAAUAAUUUAAAUGAUUUUUUUUAAUAUUUUUUUUUAUCAAUAGCACAUAAGCAUUUUAGCACCAUGAUUAUUACUUAAAAUCAUUUUCAAGCUAUUUUUUUUCAAGAGCAUUUUUUUAAAGUAAUUAAAUCUUAUUUAUUAUUUAACAUUUUUCAUAUAUGUAAUUAAUGUUUCUUAAUCUUUUUGAAUUUUCAAUUGUUCUUUCAUUUAUUUCUUUUGUUUUUUCUUUAAAUUUCUUUCACUAUUUAAAGAAAUUAUAUUUACUUAGUUUUUAUUAUCGUUUACAAUAACAAUUUAUUUAAGAUCAGUUAAUUUAAAAAGCUUUUCAUUUUAAAAGUUAUUAUUUGUUUCUUCUUUUUAUACUUCUAAGAAGUUAUUUAUUUUUUAUCCAAUCAAAUUCAAUGGCUUAUCAUUUUAAAUUCCAUUUAUGAUAACGAUUUCUUAUAAAUCACUUAAUUAUAGUAGUUAUUCUUCUUAAUUCUUUUAACAAACUUAACAAGAAGGAGUAGAAUUCUCAAAAAUUAAAUUUAAAGGAUUUUUAAUAGAAUUAUUAUUAAUAAUUACAUUAUCUUAAGGAAGACACUAAGAUUUUUGUUCGAAAAUCUCACAUUCAGAAGCUUGAGUAGAAAUGGAUUUAUUUUUUAAAGAAUUAGUUUAAAUUUCAAUAUGAGAAAAAGCGGGAUUUUAAGUUUAAAUAUCAGCAUGAGAAAUUUGAGACUUUUAUGUUUGAAUUUCUAUAUGAGAAAUUAAAGGUUUAUUAGUUUAAAUAAUGGCAUUAUUAGUAGCAACCUAUAUUGUUUAUAUAAAAGUAUGGUUUAUUUAAGGAGUUUAAUUAUUUUAACUACGCGAAGCUUAAAUAUUUGGUUUUGAGGUUUAUAUUGAAAUAUUUAUUUUUUCGAUUUAAUUUAUUUUUUAAAGAAAAGUUGUUUUUUAGAGUAAUUCUUUUUCUAUUUAUAUUAAUUUUUAAUGAAUUUUUUUAUUUUCGGUUAUUAAAUCUUGGACUUAUAUGAAGUUUUCUUGUUUUAUAGAAAAAAUUCUCUACUCGGCAUUUCUAAGAGAUAUUUCUAGUAGUUUCUUAGAUUCUAAUUGAUUUUUUUAUGUUUAGAAUUGAGAUUCUAAGUGUUUAAUGUAUUCUUUUUGGAGAGUAUUUUCUACUUCUACUUUUCUUUUUUCUUCAAAUAGAGUUUAAUUCAGUUUGCUAUUUUUAAAAAGGUUACUUUCGAGUUCUUCAUUUUAUAUUUUGGAAGCUUCUAAAAGACUUUUUUAUUUUAAAAAUUUCUUCUUUAACAUUUCGAAGGAUGUGAGUUGAAUUUUUAAACUUUCAAUAGUUUCUUGACAGUCUACUUGUUUCUUUUCCAUUAUUCUUCGGAUUAGUAUUUAUUCUUCUAAAGCUUAAUUUAAAGUUUAUAUUGAUUUAUUCAUUUUUUCUAAUGUUUUUUGUUAUUAAUUAAGCUCGUUUAAGGCAUCUUAGAGUUUUUCACUAUCUCCCUUAAUUAAUUCGAAGUCGUCCAU
Messenger RNA from Ichthyophthirius multifiliis, 6222 nucleotides. Its product is annotated as sec7 domain protein. The transcript is spliced from 10 exons. The record is from RefSeq and is a predicted model, not a curated record. Lineage: Eukaryota; Ciliophora; Oligohymenophorea; Hymenostomatida. Gene Ontology annotation, biological process: regulation of ARF protein signal transduction. Gene Ontology annotation, molecular function: guanyl-nucleotide exchange factor activity.